AAUGGCAAUCUGGGUCAACAACGAAACCAGCUGUUGGUGCAGGGCAUCACCGGCAAGGAAGGCGAGUUCCACGCCCUGGGCUGCCGCGACUACGGCACCAAAGUGGUCGCGGGGGUGACUCCGGGCAAGGGCGGACAGUCGGUCGAGGGCAUUCCGGUGUUCGAUUCGGUAGCCGAGGCGCGGGCCGAGGCCGCUUGCAACGCCACCAUGAUCUUCGUGCCCCCUCCGUUCGCCGCCGAAGCGAUCAUGGAAGCGGCUGCCGCCGGUAUCGAGCUCAUCGUCUGCAUCACCGAGGGCAUUCCGGUCAACGACAUGCUCAAGGUGCGAGCCUUCAUGGCCGGUUGCGACAGCCGCCUGAUCGGUCCCAAUUGCCCGGGCAUCAUCUCCCCCGGCCAAGCCAAGAUCGGCAUCAUGCCGGGGCACAUUCACUUGCCCGGCCGAGUUGGUGUGAUCAGCCGCUCCGGCACCCUGACCUACGAGGCGGUGUGGCAGCUGACCAAUUUGGAGCUCGGCCAGUCGACCUGUGUCGGCAUUGGCGGCGAUCCGGUCAACGGCACCAACUUCAUCGACGUGCUGAGCGCUUUCAACGACGAUGCCGACACUGACGCGGUGAUCAUGAUCGGCGAGAUCGGUGGCAAUGCCGAGGAGCAAGCGGCGGAGUGGGUCAAGAAUCACUUCGACAAGCCGGUAGUGGGCUUCAUCGCCGGCCGUACGGCGCCGCCAGGACGCCGUAUGGGCCACGCCGGCGCUAUCGUCUCGGGUGGCCAAGGUACCGCCGAGGCCAAGAUGGCGGCGAUGACCGAAUGCGGCAUCCACGUCGUCGAAUCGCCCGCCGAGCUUGGCGUGACGAUGCAGAAGGCCCUCGGCGCGACCGCCUAG
This is a messenger RNA of Nerophis lumbriciformis (worm pipefish), 879 nucleotides long. Lineage: Eukaryota; Metazoa; Chordata; Actinopteri; Syngnathiformes; Syngnathidae. The record is from RefSeq and is a predicted model, not a curated record.